This is a messenger RNA of Pocillopora damicornis (cauliflower coral), 2223 nucleotides long. Its product is annotated as dicarboxylate carrier UCP2. The record is from RefSeq and is a predicted model, not a curated record. Gene Ontology annotation, biological process: transmembrane transport. NCBI's taxonomy places the organism in Eukaryota, Metazoa, Cnidaria, Anthozoa, Scleractinia, Pocilloporidae.
UUAUAAAGUGUUUUAUGGAGAGGAUAGAAAAGUGGAACACUGUAUUUGCCCGGGUACACAGAAGGCUAGCCCUAUUCUUUUUCGAAGGGUCGCCCAACGUAAACGUGGAACAAAUAUUAUGAUUCAACAAAAGACUUAUCUCUUGGUCACGCUACCGUUUAUUUACAAUGAGCGAAUCAACGAUCUCUAAAUUUUUUCGUGUUUUACCGGUCGCAAAGGAAACGAACUUCACCUCUAACUCUGUUACAACGAGUUUGUGACCUCGGAGAAUUGCCACGAACAGAGAGAACUAUUUCGAUUUUGACACCAUCCUCGAUCUUCCGUGCGUUCUCUCGCUUUCGCUUAAAAUUUCAGGUGGUCUUCUGCUGUAAACUAUAAAGAUGCACAGCAAACCAGGACAGAAAGAACCUAGCAUCUCGAUUAAGUUCGUAAGCGCCGGAUUAGCUGCUUCAGUGGCUGAAGCCGUCACAAUACCGAUCGACACAGCGAAAGUUCGACUUCAGAUCCAGGGUGAAAAUGCUGUCUUGGCAAAUGUUCAAAAUGGCGUAGCAACAGCAAAUUCUAAUGUCCAAUAUCGAGGAAUGAUAGGGUCCAUGAUAACUGUGGCAAAAACUGAUGGUUUUCGCUCGCUGUACAAAGGGCUUGUGCCUGGAAUUCACCGCCAACUUUGUUUUGCUAGCAUUAGAAUAGGACUCUAUGACACAGUCAAAAACUUCUAUGGAGAUGAUGAUGUCAACAAUCCUAAAGUCAUAAAGAAGAUCCUAGCCAGUUGCACAACAGGAGUGUUAGCUGUAUCUGUUGCUCAACCAACAGAAGUUGCUAAAGUAAGGUUUCAGGCCGAUGGUUCAAGAUUUGGGUCUAGCAAGGCCUUAGAUGCUUAUAUAUCAAUAUUCAAAAAUGAAGGACUCCGAGGACUAUGGAAAGGUGCCUUUGCAAAUAUGGCACGCCUUUCCACUGUGAAUGCUUCAGAACUGGUUGUGUAUGACAUGGUAAAAGGAUUCUUUCUGAGAAAGAAACUCAUGGAUGAUGAAUUCCCUCUGCAUUUUGUUUCUGCCUUUGGUGCUGGCUUUGCUACCACAGUGAUAGCAUCUCCUGUAGAUGUGGUGAAGACACGUUACAUGAAUUCCCCACAAAAUACUUACAAGAGUGCCAUCCACUGCGCCUAUAUGCUGCUGAAACACAAUGGGCCUCUAGCUUAUUAUAAAGGGUUCACACCAAACUUCACAAGGCUUGGAUUAUGGAAUAUUGUUAUGUUUAUGUGCUAUGAACAGUUGAAGAGGCUGUUUAGUUCUUUCUCUUCAGAACACUGAUGAUGGCUUUUUUCUAUUUAAACUGGAUACAUAUUUAUUAUGUAUUUCUAUGUUUUUCAUUUGGUGUCAUAAACACAUUUUGACCAUUUUGCACUUGCUUAAUGAAUCUUCAGGAUUCCGAUUUUGAGCAUAAUAGGAAAGGGGAUUGGGUGUGCUAUAUAGCAAUAAUUGAUUGAAAUUGAAUCAUUUAAAUUGAGCAAUGAUUUUGACUCUAAUAGAGUUUGAUGCCGACUUUAAUUUGCAACUAGUGCAAAGAUGGGGAUGCAGCAGAUCAAUUACAUGUACUUGCACCAAGGGAUGUAAUAUCGAUUUCUUGCUCAUUUGCAAAGGAGCAAAAUGAAACACAUGGACACAGACGUGAACAUGUUGAGUUAAUGACAAGUUGCAAUGAAUGGGUUGGUUUCAAUCCAGAAAGUGUUGCAAAGGCACAUUAUGUUAAGGUAUUUUAAAUACAUUUUAAGAGAAGGCUUCCAAGUCACAAAAUUCUUCAAAAGUUUAAGUAAGAAAUUUGCAGAAUAUUUUCUGUAACGUCAAUUUCAAUGAAUUUGCAAAUCAGAGACAAAAAAUUAUGACUUAAACUCCCAACAAACAUCUUGUUCAUUGAUUUCCAUUAUUGGUUGUAUAAAAAGUUGAUCUGCAUCCUCAACCAAUCAAUUUGAUUCAAACAAUGAUAUUAGCAAAUGUAGUAAAAUGGGUGGCAUGUGUUUAAAUACUGAAACUUGAUCAGUACAUUCAAGUAAUGUACUGUUAGUAUGUUAUAGGUGUACUUCUAUUUAGUCACCAAGUUUGCUUUUCAAUCCCUUUAUUAUGAUUUACGGCUUUUAGAUUAGGAAGCAAUAGCAUAGGUAAUUAAAAAGGUCAAUAACAGUCAGUUGGCUUCCAACUAUGAACUACAACCUUCACUUUGAAAUUA